Messenger RNA from Capsaspora owczarzaki ATCC 30864, 414 nucleotides. RefSeq lists its product as hypothetical. Bases 1 to 414 code for a protein of 137 amino acids. The transcript has a single exon. NCBI's taxonomy places the organism in Eukaryota, Filasterea, Ministeriida, Capsasporidae. The record is from RefSeq and is a predicted model, not a curated record.
AUGGCUGCUUCCCGCCAUUGGACUGUGCGACUGCUGCGGCAGCUGCUGGCGAUCCUCAUCACGAUGGGACGCCGCAUCGCCAUCAGCAUUGGCAUGCUUACUGUCAUCGCUGGAGAGCUUGCCGAGUGGCUGGCGGGACGGACUCGCGUCGCGUGGCAGGAGGAGCGCUGGGGCGUCCACAUGUCGGUGAUGACCGAGCGGCUGCUGCUGAUGCUGCUGAUGCUGAUGCGUCGCACCGCUCACAGGACUAUGAUGACUAUGAACAAGCGCAUGGCGAUGACUAGGAUGUUGGUUGCCGGUUGGGCUCGCACUGUGCGACAGAAGAGUGCUCGGCUUGUGCUGAGGAGCGGCAUGUGGUCGGCUGAGCGUCUCAGAAUCCAAGUCAGACAACUCGUCCAAAUCCAUGUCGUGUGA